AUGUCAAAUGCUGAUCCUGAAGCAAUUGCUGCAGCAAUUCCUCAGCAAAAUGCAACAGAGAAGCCUAAGAGCAAGCCACCUCCACCAUUUCCUCAAUCUUUGGAACAAAUGCCUAAUUAUGUGAAGUUCUUUAAGGAUAUUUUGACGAAGAAGAGGAGGCUUGGUGUAUUUGAAACGAUUGCUUUGAUUGAAGGUUGUAGUGCUAUAUUGAAGAAUAAAAUUCCUCCAAAGUUGAAGGAUCCGGGCAAUUUCACAAUUCCAAUUUCUAUUGGGGGACGACAAUUGGGAAUUGGAGAAACAAGGCCAACUACACUCACCUUGCAAUUACCUGACUGUUCUAUGGUGCAUCCGGAGGGAAAGAUUGAAGACAUCCUAGUACAAGUUGACAAGUUCAUUUUUCCGGCAGAUUUCAUUAUUCUUGACUAUGAGGAAGAUAGGGAUGUACCGAUCAUUUUCGGGAGACCAUUUCUUGCCAUCGGGAGACGUUGA
Molecule: messenger RNA, 489 nt
Organism: Humulus lupulus (European hop)
Lineage: Eukaryota; Viridiplantae; Streptophyta; Magnoliopsida; Rosales; Cannabaceae
Exons: 3
Coding region: 1-489 (162 amino acids)
Source: RefSeq, a predicted model, not a curated record